Messenger RNA from Galleria mellonella (greater wax moth), 1168 nucleotides. Its product is annotated as clavesin-1-like. The transcript has 7 exons. Gene Ontology annotation, cellular component: membrane. Gene Ontology annotation, molecular function: phosphatidylinositol bisphosphate binding. Bases 212 to 1120 code for a protein of 302 amino acids. The record is from RefSeq and is a predicted model, not a curated record. Lineage: Eukaryota; Metazoa; Arthropoda; Insecta; Lepidoptera; Pyralidae.
UUCUCAGUGUGUUGGUCAACUUGAGAUUAAAAACUCGUGCGUUCAAGUUAAUUUUCUCAAAGGGAAAAUAAAUAUAUUUUAUAAAUUUAUUUGUGAAAAUGUUAACUAUUUGAUACCUAUAUUGUUUGUUUGGAUAUUAGAAAUUAGAAAAUAUAGCGCUUUAUUUUUCACUAAUUUAAUUGUGAAGUUAUAGUGUUACUGAGAAUACAAAAUGGCGGUCGUGCAACAGUUUCCAAUACAAAAGGAAUACGAAAAAAACCCAGACAUAUCCCGUGAGGAUAUUAAGAAGCUCAGGGAAUGGCUGAACACGCAACCUCACCUGCCUGGAGAUAAAUUGAGUGAUCUGGAUCUGCUGAUUGUGUUCCACUGCUGUGAUAAAAGUCAGGAGGUAUCCAAGCAAGUGCUAGAUCUUCAUUACACUCUCAGAACUUUGUUUACUACUUACUUCGAGGACAGACGAGUGGACAAAAAGGUCGAGUUCACUGUGGAUAAACUUUUGUUUGCCGCUCUACCUACACCGACAGCCGAAGGAUACCGAGCUGUGUACAUGAGAGUUUUGGACCCGGAUCCACGCAGUUUCAUAUUCUGCGAUGCAGUUAGAGUAUUCAUGAUGAUGGUAGACCUUUGGCAGUACGAGGAAGGAACUUGGCCGGGCUUCAUUAUGAUGAUAGACAUGGACCAGACAGUCAUAGGCCACCUGGCGAGGUUGGACCUCAUGACAAUUCGUCAAGUCUUGUACUUCUUGCAAGAAGCGAUGUUGGUUAGGUUAAAAGGCGUCCAUUUCCUCAACGCCCCUUCGUUCAUGGACAAACUGAUGAUGAUGCUGAAGCCUUUCAUGAACAAGACCCUGAUGGAUAUGAUCUAUAUCCACCAGAUCGGCUCGGAUACGCUGUACGAACACGUGCCGAAAGAGGCAUUUCCUAAGAACAAUGGGGGAACUUACAAGGACUAUGAUACUAUAAAAGACGAGCUGCUGAAACGCUUCAAAGCAAACCAGAAAUUCUUCGACGAGGAAAGUCUCCGGAGAGUGAACCAGAACCUCAGACCCAGCGGGAAGAAGACCACGGUGGAGAACUUAUUCGGUAUACAGGGCAGCUUCAAGAAAUUAGACAUCGAUUAAACUACUGUCUAAUAAUUGUAAUAAAUAAAUCAAUUUCUGGUUGUAUUA